GAAUUCCGGAAGAGGAAAGCUCCAACAAAUAUUCAAACAAAGUUGACAAACCAGAGAAUGACAUCUCUCUCUCUACACAUUAUUUCCAACUAAUCGUUGUCACAUUUCAAGCUCCACCACCAAAGCCUCGGCGAUUCUCCAACUUUCUUCCCAAACACUUAUUUGAAUCCUUACAGUUUGCAGCUCUGCUAAGGGGAUGGGUUUUCAGUGAGAGAAGGGGUUUCAUUACCAAGCUCUGGUGAAAAAUCUGCAGAAAAGGGGGGUUUUUGCUGCGUAACGAUUUAUGGCUAUUUCCUCAUUUUUAUGCUGUGUUAAGGGUUCAGAUCGGAAAAAACAAGUGAAGAAGGAGACAACAUGGAGGAUUUUUUCUCUGAAAGAGUUGCAAUUGGCUACAAACAACUUUAACUAUGAUAACAAGCUCGGAGAAGGUGGAUUUGGCAGUGUUUACUGGGGUCAGCUCUGGGAUGGUUCUCAAAUUGCUGUGAAAAGGUUGAAGUCUUGGAGUAACAAGGCAGAGGUUGAGUUUUCUGUUGAAGUUGAGAUACUUGCUCGUGUGCGGCACAAAAAUUUGCUCACUUUGCGCGGCUAUUGUGCUGAAGGGCAAGAGCGUCUGAUUGUCUAUGACUACAUGACCAAUCUGAGCUUACUGUCGCAUCUUCAUGGGCAACACUCUGCAGAAAGUCAUCUCGACUGGACAAGGCGGAUGUGCAUUGCUCUCGGUGCUGCUGAGGGCAUCGUCUAUCUACACCAUCAUGCAACUCCGCACAUAAUCCACCGAGACAUCAAAGCCAACAACGUGCUCCUAGAUUCUGACUUCAAAGCUCAAGUUGCUGAUUUUGGAUUCGCAAAGUUCAUUCCUGAUGGUGCAACGCACGUGACCACAAGAGUCAAGGGUACUCUCGGCUACCUUGCCCCAGAGUACGCAAUGUUAGGUAAGGCAUCCGAGAGCUGUGAUGUUUACAGUUUCGGCAUCCUCUUGCUCGAGCUUGCUAGUGGGAAGAAGCCACUGGAGAAGCUCAGUUCAACGAUGAAACGCCCGAUCACAGACUGGGCUCUGCCUCUGGCUUGCGAACGGAAGUUCAGCGAACUUGCAGACGCAAGGCUUGAUGGGGUGUACAACGAAGAAGAGCUGAAGAGACUCGUCUUUAUCGGACUGAUCUGUGCGCAUAAUCAGCCGGAGAAGAGACCGACAAUGCUCGAGGUGGUGGAGCUGAUUAAAGGAGACAAGGAGAAGUUCGCUGCAUUAGAAAGUGAUGAAAUGUUCAAGAGCCCUCCUGCUGCAGAAGACAGUUGUGAAUCUGUCUCAGAUGAGGAGCAGAAACAUGAAAUCGAAAAUGUUUGAGCGUUGGAGAUUGAGUUUGAUUUGUAAAGAAUUGUUUUUUAUUCUUUUUGCCUCAUUUUUUUUAGAACUGUGGAUUGAAAGUUUGAAACAUAAGCCUGUAAGCUGAAAUUUAGUCAAGCCGUGACCUAUUUUCUACUAGUAAAGUGGUAUUUUGUUGGCUGUUGA
Salvia hispanica is the source of this 1507-nucleotide messenger RNA. Its product is annotated as PTI1-like tyrosine-protein kinase At3g15890. Gene Ontology annotation, molecular function: ATP binding; protein kinase activity. The record is from RefSeq and is a predicted model, not a curated record. Gene Ontology annotation, biological process: protein phosphorylation. NCBI's taxonomy places the organism in Eukaryota, Viridiplantae, Streptophyta, Magnoliopsida, Lamiales, Lamiaceae.